Molecule: messenger RNA, 963 nt
Organism: Sinocyclocheilus grahami
Lineage: Eukaryota; Metazoa; Chordata; Actinopteri; Cypriniformes; Cyprinidae
Product: DNA excision repair protein ERCC-1-like
Exons: 7
Coding region: 1-963 (320 amino acids)
Biological process (GO): mitotic recombination; UV-damage excision repair
Cellular component (GO): nucleus; nucleotide-excision repair factor 1 complex; ERCC4-ERCC1 complex
Molecular function (GO): single-stranded DNA binding; damaged DNA binding
Source: RefSeq, a predicted model, not a curated record
AUGUUGCAGGGCAAACCAGUGUAUACACAGCUGGUAGUGGAUCAGUUAGUACGUCCUUCACAGAUUCUGGAAUACCUGAGACUGAGCAGCAGGGACCAGAAAAAGUACCAACAGAAGAUCAGACGAAAGAGGAAAGUCAGAGUUCGGAGAGUUGUAUCAUUCCUCCUCAUCUCUUUGGAUCUGGAAACAGUAGCUCCUCCAGCUUCUGGCCAACCACUGUCCUAUGCAGAGUUUGUUGUUCAGAGCAAAAACAGGGCUCUUCAGGGAGCAGCCCAUGGACCAGAGAAACAAAGUAGGAGCGAUGUUGCAGGGCAAACCAGUGUAUACACAGCUGGUAGUGGAUCAGUUAGUACGUCCUUCACAGAUUCUGGAAUACCUGAGACUGAGCAGCAGGGACCAGAAAAAGUACCAACAGAAGAUCAGACGAAAGAGGAAAGUCAGAGUUCGGAGAGUUGUAUCAUUCCUCCUCAUCUCUUUGGAUCUGGAAACAGUAUUAUUGUCAGUCCUCGACAGAGAGGCAACCCCAUCCUAAAGUUUGUGAGAAAUGUUCCUUGGGAGUUUGGAGAAGUUGUGACAGACUAUGUUUUGGGGCGGACAACCUGUGCUCUUUUUCUCAGUGUGCGUUACCACAAUUUGUACCCGAGCUACAUCCAUGAGCGUCUAAAACAGUUGGGUCAGAGUUUCACCCUGAGAGUGUUGCUCAUCCAGGUCGAUGUGAAAGACACUCAUCAUGCACUGAAAGAGCUUGCUCGAAUAUGCAUCAUGGCUGACUGUACCCUCAUUUUGGCCCGGAGUCCUGAAGAAGCAGGCCGUUACCUUGAGACAUAUAAAUCCUACGAGAAGAAACCUGCAGAUGUUCUGAAAGAACAAGUGGAGAAAAAUUACCGGCCCCAGGUUACAGAUUGUUUAACCACAGUAAAGUCUGUCAAUAAGACAGAUGCCAUGACUCUCCUGUCUACUUAG